Molecule: messenger RNA, 1517 nt
Organism: Cylicocyclus nassatus
Lineage: Eukaryota; Metazoa; Nematoda; Chromadorea; Rhabditida; Strongylidae
Source: the annotation of a GenBank genome assembly
UAGUCUGGACUCAAUUCACUUGGCAUGAUUACAAAAUGAGAUGGGAUCCCAAGGAAUACGGCAACAUAACGAAUAUACAGUUGCCGAACGAUUUUCUGUGGAAGCCUGACAUAUUGCUCUUCAACAGCGCAGACGAGCACUUUGAUGCCUCGUUUCCAGUAAACUUUGUCGUUUCUUCUAAUGGAAAUGUUCUUCUUGCACCUCCCGGCAUUGUGAAGAUUUCGUGCGAUCUGUCAAUGACGUGGUUUCCAUUCGACGAACAGAUGUGCUUCAUUAAGUAUGGCUCAUGGACCUACACCGGAAGAAAACUAGAUCUUCGCAUUGAUGACACCGACCUCACAGAGAGGCAUAAAAUGGAUCUGACAUAUUAUGUGCCCAAUGGAGAGUUUGAUCUUCUUGCAACACCAGCCGAUCGAAUCGAGUCGACCUUCAACGAUGAGCCCUACAUCGAAGUGUUCUUCAGGAUGCAUCUGAAGAGAAAGACGCUCUACUAUGGUCUGAACUGGAUUGUUCCCUCGAUACUUAUUUCUGUCACCAACAUUCUCGGCUUUACCAUGCCAUCGGAAUGCGGUGAAAAGAUUACAUUACAAAUCACCAAUUUACUUUCUGUUACUGUGUUCCUUGGCAUGGUUUCCGAAAUAACACCACCUACAUCGGAAUCAAUCCCAAUCAUUGCUGUUUUCUUCUCACUUUCAAUGAUGAUUCUGGGGUGUUCGAUCAUUGCUACUCUUGUCAUUAUAAAUAUACAUUUUCGAUCUCCGCAGACACAUCAGAUGGGAAAAUGGACACAACUCAUCUUCCUUGAAUGGUUACCCUGGGUUCUUUUGAUGUCACGACCUGGUAAAACGUUCGUUCGACCUUCCAAAGUUGCCCAAUCGCAACAGGGAAGCCGGAGUGCCAGUGCAAGCGAGACUCGAAGUUCACCUCACAUCGCUUUCUUGCAGAAGACCAGUGGCAAACAUGUGGUUCUCAUAGAUGACGAAGAAAGCGAAUUACUUACAAAUGGAGACAUCCAUCGACUGGAGAAAGUUCGAGCUCUGCGGCCACAUCUGUUGAGAAGUUCAGAGUGCAUAGUCGAGCACAGCGCAAUCGAAAAUGGAAUCAAGGAGAUUAUCCGAUUGCUCAACAAUUUUAAGGAGAAACUGGACGAGGAGGAACGCGAAUCCGACAUGCAAGCUGACUGGAAGUUCACCGCCAUGGUCAUCGACCGCCUCUCGCUCUACCUUUUCACGCUGCUAAUCGCCGGCACCACAGCUCUCGUAUUUUUGUCCACUCCCCGUCUAUUCGUGCAUUCACCUAUUUACUAGGUCCAGCUUAGAAGAUCGACAGGCUAGGUCUGGGAGGUUUAUUGCUAACUACUGUGUUCUUGCGGUGCCGAAAUUUUGCGGCCAAGUUUGCGCGUGAACUAUUAGUAUUAGCCAGUAAUGCCGGCCUUUUGCGCGCACACAAUGCCGGCAUUAUUGGCGUGACUACUUCACGCACAAAUUUUGCACGCGAAUUUGGCACCGCAAGCGCAC